AUGGUGGGAUUGUCAGUUGUAAAGAUGGUGGGAUUGUCAGUUGUAAAGAUGGUGGGAUUGUCAGUUGUAAAGAUGGUGGGAUGGUCAGUUGUAAAGAUGGUGGGAUUGUCAGUUGUAAAGAUGGUGGAAUUGUCAGUUGUAAAGAUGGUGGGAUUGUCAGUUGUAAAGAUGGUGGGAUUGUCAGUUGUAAAGAUGGUGGGAUGGUCAGUUGUAAAGAUGGUGGGAUGGUCAGUUGUAAAGAUGGUGGGAUGGUCAGUUGUAAAGAUGGUGGGAUGGUCAGUUGUAAAGAUGGUGGGAUUGUCAGUUGUAAAGAUGGUGGGGUGGUCAGUUGUAAAGAUGGUGGGAUGGUCAGUUGUAAAGAUGGUGGGAUGGUCAGUUUUAUAG
Candidula unifasciata is the source of this 384-nucleotide messenger RNA. The record is from the annotation of a GenBank genome assembly. NCBI's taxonomy places the organism in Eukaryota, Metazoa, Mollusca, Gastropoda, Stylommatophora, Geomitridae.